This is a messenger RNA of Cladophialophora yegresii CBS 114405, 465 nucleotides long. RefSeq lists its product as uncharacterized. The record is from RefSeq and is a predicted model, not a curated record. The coding region runs from base 1 to 465 and encodes 154 amino acids. The transcript has a single exon. NCBI's taxonomy places the organism in Eukaryota, Fungi, Ascomycota, Eurotiomycetes, Chaetothyriales, Herpotrichiellaceae.
AUGUGGAAACAGCAGCAAGUUGCUCUUGCAUUCUUAGAUAGCUUCAGGAACCUCGAUUAUGAGGCCAACAUCAGUCUUCGCACGCCCGACUGCCAGCAUUACUUCGCACCAGCAUCGCUGGGCAUAGAAAGAAAGAACAACGAGCAAUUCCGAAGCCAUGUGAAGUCCCUUCAAAAUGUUAUCGAAGGCAUUCACGUCACAACUAAGGACAUAUACGAGGGGAACCAUCAAAUCACGGUCUGGGCGACCGGCAAAACGAAGUUCAAGGAAACAGCAAAGGCCAGUGAUCCCGGUCUCGACUGGACCUAUGAGGGGGAAUAUGUCUUCAUAUUCACCUUCGACCGUGCCGGUGAGAGGAUUCAGCAGAUCCUCGAGUUCCUCGACAGCAAGAAAGUCGAGGAAGUACGGCGGUUGAUCCGGGUUGCUGAGGGUGCUUUGGCGGGGAGAGUGACAAGUCCGUCAUGA